This is a messenger RNA of Myzus persicae (green peach aphid), 690 nucleotides long. RefSeq lists its product as uncharacterized. Gene Ontology annotation, molecular function: aspartic-type endopeptidase activity. The transcript has a single exon. Gene Ontology annotation, biological process: proteolysis. NCBI's taxonomy places the organism in Eukaryota, Metazoa, Arthropoda, Insecta, Hemiptera, Aphididae. The coding region runs from base 1 to 690 and encodes 229 amino acids. The record is from RefSeq and is a predicted model, not a curated record.
AUGUCCACCACCGCGAACCACAGCUGCCACGUGUUCAUCACAGGCACAUGCUCCGGCCGACAGUUUUUGAUUGACUCGGGAGCCGACAUCUCGGUUAUCCCACCUGUCGCCUGGCAUCGCGCCUCGUCGGAUUUGGUUCUCACAGCCGCUAACGGCACUCGGAUCCGCACUUACGGACCCAAAAAUCUACGUCUCAACAUCGGCCUCGCACGUUCUUUCCCGUGGCGUUUCGAGAUUGCGUACGUCUCGCGUGCUAUUAUUGGUGCCGAUUUUUUGAAAUAUUACGGCCUGUUACUCGACGUACGUAACCGCCGUCUCAUCAACCAAGAUUCGUCCACCGCUAUCAAAACCAGCGUCGCUAACGUACAAGUUUCAGACAUUUUUUCGGUAGUUCACCCACGAUGCUGGACGGACAUUAUUGCUGAGUUCCCGGCAGUUACGCGUGAAUCGCCGGUCCCGAAUAAGUUUACUCACACUACGGAACACACGUUGGACACAACCAGACCACCGUUAUUCGCGCGUCCACGCUACCAGCCGCCACACCAGUACACCAUCGCGAAAAAUGAGUUUGCAUACAUGUGCCAGAAAGGCAUAUGUCAGCCAUUGGAGAGUGCUUGGGCCAGCCCUUUUGCUGCUCUACUCCAAAAAAGACGGCACUUUAGUCGACCUGCGGUGACUAUCGGCGCGUGA